CACCCGUCACGGCAUUGCCUUCAUCUAUUAGUUCAAGAAGAAACUCGGGUCGUGCUCAAUCAAAUAAUAAUGGAAACACGGCAUUGACAUCAAGUCAUAGCAUCGAUACUGGGAUGUUACAACAAGAUUUCGCAUUGGUUUCUGUGGAUAUUGUGUUAAGAGGGAGAGUGACUGCUUCUAAAGGCUUGGGAAUAUUGAUGAGUUACUGGCCUAAUGAUUCUUUAGAAACAUCAUUUAAGGAUUUUAUUUUAGCAUAUCUUUCUUCUCCAUGGGCAUCAAAUAAACAAUUGGCGGCGGUCAUCACUGAAGAAUGGUCGCGAUCUACAAUAGUCAACAUUCAGACCCCAUUGACCCAAGUUUCUCCUCUAGUCUCGAUUAUUUCAAGCUUUAUGACUUCGAUAUUAGAGUCUAACCCGCCGAACUUUUAUUCCGAACUUGUUUCUGUUCUCCGACGUAUUCGAGCGGAAUGCCAAGCAAUGCUUAAUACGUUUGUAUCCGUUGGAAAAGUUAGCCCAAAUAACAUUCCACCGUUACCUACUCAAGUUAUUGGAGAAGUAGUCCAAACAGACAAUUCAACCACUUUGUUUAGCGUAGAAGUAGCCGCGGAAAUGUCGGGCAAUGUCUUCAAUAACUUAUUAACUCAAGUAUUAAGUAGAAAUCGUAAAUCUUCAACCGAGGAUGUAGAGAGUCAGCUACAUGAUCGUCAGCGCCGUGUAGUAGCUUCAAUUGGAUAUUAUGAGGCUACGAAACAAAAAAAUGAU
Molecule: messenger RNA, 761 nt
Organism: Acaulospora morrowiae
Lineage: Eukaryota; Fungi; Glomeromycota; Glomeromycetes; Diversisporales; Acaulosporaceae
Source: the annotation of a GenBank genome assembly